Molecule: messenger RNA, 10158 nt
Organism: Tetrahymena thermophila SB210
Lineage: Eukaryota; Ciliophora; Oligohymenophorea; Hymenostomatida; Tetrahymenidae
Product: transmembrane protein, putative
Exons: 29
Source: RefSeq, a predicted model, not a curated record
AUGAAGAUUUUUACUGUAAUAUAAAUCAUAUUUUUUCAUUGCAUAAUUUAAACAAAAGCUGAUUUAUGUGGUGAAAAUUAGUGCUAUUCAGUAUUUAUAAAUAUGUGCAUAAAGCUGACUCCUGAUAUUGUGGGAAUAGAUUCUGAUAGCUAAAAAUGCUUAUUUGAUAGAGAUAUAGCCAAAAAAGUGAAUAAAUGUUUUGAUAUAGAAAAAAAUGGAAAAAGUAGUGUUUGCAAAAAUAAACAAAAUACAAUGUGCAUAACUAUAACUGAAGAUAUUUAAGAUUAAUAUAUAGGGAUAUAUAAAGAUGCUUAAAUGAAUUUGAUUUGCAUAGAAAAAUAAGAUAUUAUUGAUUAAUUGAAAAUAAAAUCUCCUCUAAUUCUAGUAAAUCUAAAAUUUGAAUAUUGCCUUAAAGAUGACUUUUCUUUAGAUGAAUUUUACUAAAGGCCAAACAGCAUGAUAUGUAGUUGCAAAUAUUAAUAUUGUCUAUCUAAUGGUAUAUGCAUACCCAUGGAUUCUAAUUAGAAUGCAGCAAGAGAUAUUAAUUAAAAUUGUGCAUAACUUAAUUAAGAAGGGAAAAUUUAGUCUUGCUUUAGCGAUAAAAGUAUUUGCUUACUAAAAAAUUCAAUCACGUAAAUAAAUAAAUGCACUACUUAUUAGUCUAUAGAUUUAGUAAUUGGUGUAGCGUUUAUUAAUCAAACUAAUGAGUGCAUCCUCAAAGACUAGUACGCAAACUUAGUUAUCAAUAAAAAUUUAGUUUUUUUGAAAAGUCCUUAUUGUCUUUUUGAAUCUUCUCAUAUCCUACAAGUUGGAGAUUUAAAUAAUAAAAUAGUCGGAAGGACUUAAUAAUAUUUGUGUGCUUAAGAAAUUGAAGUAUUUUCUGAUGGUGAUAAUUUAAUUGAAAUGUGUAUUUUUGGAUUUUGUAUUUCAAAAUACUCUUGUGUUGAAAUGGAUGACUUUGAAUAUAUUUCUAAAAAACAUGAUAAUUCAUGCUCAACUAACUCAGAAACUGAUUUUAUAGAGUGUUUUUACUCUCCAGAAUUAAAAUCUACAUGCAUUUUAGAGGAUAAUGGUCUGAGAUCUUGUGAAUUAAUGACAAUAGAAAAUCCAAAAACUUUUGGUGCUAUUUAUCAAGAAAACAAUCAAAUAGGAAUCUGUAUUUCUUAAGAUGUACCUAUUCCUUUAUAAUCUUUAGUUAGUUAAAAUAAAAAAUUAACAUGCUCUGAUGGUUCAUGUAUUUUAUAAUCUGUAAAUAUGUUAAAAGAUUAUGUCUAAUGUACAAAAAUGACAUAAACUGGGAUAACAACUACUUAAGAUGACAAUGGCUUUUGCAAGGAAACCUUUCCUUCAAAAAAAUGUCGCAUGGAUUAAUAAUGCUUAAUGAAUGGUAUUUGUGUUGAUAUGUCUUAAGAUACAUCUCUACCUAAUUUCGCCAAAGAACUAAUAACUACCUCUUGUCUCCCUUAUUAAGAUAUUUAGCAAAAUGGGUAAAAAAUAAAGAGUUGCCCAACUGGUUUCUGCAUUAUUUAAGUAUAGAGUAAUUAAAGAUAUUGCUUUCAGCUAGGUGCUUACCUGGGAGAUAUAUAAUAUUUAGGAUUAGAAAGUUUAACUUAAAAAUGCUUAGCUUAGUUCGAAAUUAGUUAAAUAGGUAUUGAUGAAUGUGGAGAUCCAAAUUAUUGCAUAUUCUAAAUACCAAUUAAAUCUAUAUAGAAAAGCUAUCUAUGCCAUUCUUUACAAUUAGAAAGCGCUUAAUAUCCAGGAAAUAGGGUUCCUGCAAAAAAUAAUUUAGGGAAAUGUUAAGAUCUAUUUUUACCUUCCACAAUCAGCUGCGUUGAUGGUUUUUAAUGCAUCAAUGAUAAAGGUGAAUGUCAACCUUUAAGUGUAAAUCAACCCAUUGCUAGAGAUGUUAAUUAAUAAUGCUAACCAGCAUAUACAGAUUAAUCUUUAUAUUGUGCUGAAGGCUAUUGUCUACUAAAUUAAGUUUGUCUACCUUUGUCAAUUUAGAAUCCUGGGAGAGAAAAUAAAACAAGUAAAUGUCUGUAGGAAGGAGAAAAAGGAGCCUUUGGUGCUAUAUAAUGUUUUCAAAGUUUUUGUUUGACAGGUAUUUCAGAUGAGCCUCAAGAUUAAUUUUGUGCUUUAAUAGAUUAUAAAAUUAGCUCUUAAGUUGGUAGAUACAUAUAAUCUCAAAAAUGUGUUAAGGAAGAUGACAAUAAUAAUGUUGUUAACAAAUUUAAAAUUGAAUACUGUUACAAAGGAUAAUACUGUAUGAGAAAAGAUAGUUAAGGAAUUUAAUUUUGUUCCAAAGUAUUGAGUAAUGAUAUUAUUUGUUCUGAUGUAAAUGGGGCUUGUAUAUUUUCUAAAGACCCUAUACAGAAAUGUUCAAGCUGUUCUUACACACAAUGUUUAGACAAGUACACUUAAAAGUGCAUUAAUUUAGGAGUAGUAUAUUGCUAAGAUAAUAAUGGAUUUUGCUCUAAUUUUUAGUCAUCAAAUAAUCCAUAUUGCGUUGUUUGUCCUAAAUAUUAUUGCUUAAAUAAAAAGACUUAGAUAUGCACUUAUUAUUAGGAAAUGUAUAGCUUAUUAUAAUAUUCUUAAACCAAUUGUCUCUACUAGUUUAAAUAAGAUGAAGAAUGUAUCAUAUAAGACAUUAAUUCAGCUAACAAAUAUUAAGAAAACUUAUGCAUUGAUAAAAAUUAUUUUUGCUUGCCAAUAGUUGAAGCACAAAAAACAAAAAAUUGUCUAUUCUGUCCAAAAUAUUAUUAUAAUCCAGGUGUUGGAAUUUGCUAUUAAAAAUCAAACAAUAAAAACUACCCUUACUUUAAUUUAGAUAUUUAAUAUGUAUCCGAAGAUUGUUAUCCAAAAAAUGAUUGCUCAAUUUCAAACUAAAAAUGUCCUGAAGGAUGCUAGAAAUGUGAUAAUCUAAAUAUGUGCACUUAAUGUAUGGAGGAUUAUUUCUUGUAUUAAGAUAAUUAGACCUAAAAUUAAUUUUGUAUUAAGUGCGAUACGAAUAUAUACAGCAACAUAAGUUAAGAUCCAAUUUUAAGUUAAUAGGGCACUUAAUUUUAUAAAUGUAUAUAAUGUAACAUCCAGGAUGAAGACUGGAAUUUAAAUACUUGGUAAAAUAAGAAUUGUGCUAAGAUGGUAGUAUAAAUUGCAGGAAUAAAAAGAUUUACGAAUACUUAUUCUAAAAUUUUGUAUUACAGUAUUCAAAGAGGAAAUUCUCAAAACUUAGAUUCAAAUUAAGCUAAUAGAAAGCUUGUUAAUCUCAUAAUACACAAAGAGCAAACUUCUUUGGCAUGUUCCAAUCUGUGUAUAAGGUGUGAAUCAAAUCCAAGUAAAAAACCAUAUUGCUACAGAUGCAUUGAUUAUUAUUACUCUGACUUGAAUGGUAUAUGUUAAAAGUGCCCCUUAAACUGCUAAAAAUGUGGAAGAACCAUACUCGAAUAGAACUUGUAACCUAUUCUAAAAGAUGAUAUACCAAAAGAAGAUUUAGAUAAAGGAAUUUAUAAUUUUUCUAAAUCUAUAUUUGCAUGCAUAUAAUGUAAUACCUAGUACACAGUUAGUCCGAAUUUUAAUUAGUGCGAUUAAUGUGGUUUAUAUUGCCUUGAGUGUGCUUAUGAAUUUUCAGGAGACUUAAUAAAUUAUAGAAAAUAAAACUUUAGAAACUAAGUAUACUAAUUUUUAAAAUGUCUAAAAUGCAAACCGGGUUAUACAUUGUCUUCAAAUAGAAAAGAUUGUAAAUAGAUCUACUAAUUGAACUAUUGCUUAAAUUAAGAUCUAACUGAUUAUUAUACUGGUUUAUCUUUAAUAACCUUCCUUGAUCUAUCUUCAAAGUCUUUUAGAUACAAUUGCUUAACAUGCAAUUACAAUUCAUGCUUAUAUUAUAAAAGAUGCUAUAAUUAGGGCUAUUCUCCUAGAAAUUAUGUUUAUAAUUGUGGUUAUAGUUUAGAUUAGGGAUUUUUUUAUUUAACUACAUUAAAUUCUUGUCUAAAUGGAUAUCCUACGGUUUAUUAAGGAAGUCUGUCAUGUGAUUUCAAUACUUAAUGCAAAAAAUAGAUAUAUUAAUGUAUUGAGUGUUUUGUUUCUAAUAAUACAUAUUAAUGCAAAAUUUGUUCUUAAGGAUAUAUCCCAAGUAUUUUUGGAUGUAUACCUUGUCCUGAAACUUGUUAAACUUGCUAUGAAGAAGGAUAUGUUAACUAUAAAAGAGUUAAUUUUACUAACUACAUAAUCAAUACACCCUAAACCACAAUUAAGUUUUCAUUAUAAUAAAGGAUGAAUUAUAAAAAUGAUUUUAUGAUAAAAAUGAAGUGCUCAGAUUGUAAAUUUGGUUAUUACCUUAAUUAUACGCAAUAAUAUUGUUAAAAACCUUAAUGUGGUCAAUACUGCCAAAAUUGUAUUAAUUUUUACGAAAGUCCUUUAUGUACAUCAUGUAAUUACACAAAACUUUUUAAUCUCAUAGCUCCUAUUUAAGGUUAUAUAUCUAAAAUUCAUUAUGGAACUAAUUUUCUAAGCAAUUUCUAAUAAAUGAUCACAUUUAACUCCUUGUAAACAAAUUGCUAAAUUUGUCCACUUCUAUGUGAAACUUGUGAAGAUAAUAAUUUAGAUUUGGUUUUGGAUCCUUUAAGUUUGUAUAAAGUAAAAUGUUAUUCAUGUAAACAAUAAUUACCAAAUAAUUAUGGAGAUAUGUAAAAAUAUGAAAUCAGAUAUGAUAAAGCUAGAAUGAGGUGCAUUUAUUGCUUAAAAAAUGAUAAUGGGUGCUUUUUUAAGAAAAAAACUGAGAUCUUUGCUGAAUGUGGGACAGCUAGCCAACCAUUAGGUAAAGGUACGUUUGAUGAACCACUUAAUUUAUAUAAAAUAAAUGAAACAAAUCUUGAUCAACUUAUAAUAAAUGAACCAGAAUUCGAUAUUGGUAUUAUUUAUUAUAAUGAACUCCAAUUAAGAGAAAUUGAUUUUAUCAUAAAUUUCAUUGAUAAAUCAAGACUUUGCAAUUUGGACUUUGCUUUAAGUAUCAGCACUAAUAUUAAAAAUAAGAUUCCUUCAAUUUAGACUCUUUCUAUCACUUUGAAUGCAAACUAAACAAACAGUUUAACAGAUUAUGAAAUGUUAUAAAAUGACAUAGCUACUUUUAAAGGCUUUAGCUCUUUUAAGAUUUAAAAUAUGAAUGUCAAACCAAAAAAUUUGAACUCAAAUUUCGGUUUCAAAAUUUAUGAAGAAAAUAUAAAUAAUAUAGAAUUUUAGAACACAACAUUCUUGUGUUAACGCUAAUAUACAAACUAACUUUAAACUUAUUUUGAUAAUUUUAAUGGGACAUUUAUAAUGAAUAACACUUUGUUUAAUAACUGCAGCUUUUAUUAAUAGACUCUCAUAAACGUUCAUUCAGACUUUUACCCUACAUUUAUAACUUACUAAUUGACAAAUUUGUCUAUUUUAUAUUCAGAUUUUUCUCAAAAAUCUAGUUUUAUUUCAGUCAAUAGUCCUAGCGAUUUAGAAAUUUAAGAUUUUAAAUUUAUGCAUGGAUCACUCAGUUAUCAAUCAAAUGUAUUUGCAAGCUAUUAUUAAGGCUAAGAAGUUACAAGUAUUUCAAAUGUUACAAACAUACUAUUUUAAAAUUCUACGUUUUUGAGCUAUUCUUAAAUAUUAUAGGGAGAAAGAUUUAUGUAUUUUUCUCUUUUAAACUUUACUUUUGCAAAUUCAAAUUGUUAACAAAAUUAAUAAUUAAAAAUGAAGAUGUAUUUGUUCUAAGUAAAUACAAUAAAAGCAUAAAAUAUAAUACUUUAAUCAAAUUAUUUUGAAAAAGCACAAUUCAUUUAAUUUUCUCCCAUCCUUGAUUCCGAAGAUCAAAUAAUGAUUAGCAUAGACUAAAUUUUAGUGUUUAAUAAUACAUUUAACUCUUUUGAAUAAUUAUUAUUUAGUUAUAGCGGUAAAUUUAAAACAGAAGUGAUAAUUAGUAAUUUUAACAUAUCUCAAAACAAAUAUAGCUAAAAUUAUGGCAUAUACUAUUUUUAAAUUAGACAGGCUAAUUCAAUAUUUUUAAGUAAUGGGAAUGUUAAUGAGCCAUAACUUAUAACAAUCAUAUAAGCUUUUGGAGUAAAUUAGGUUUCCAUACAAAUAAUAUAAUUUGGAGAUAAAAUUAGUCAAAGCACAUCACUAAGCUUGAUAAAUAUUUAAGAUUUGAUAUAAUAAAUAGAAAUGAAAACCGUAACAUUUAAUCUAAUUAUUGCCGAUGAGAUAUUACUUAUUGUCAAUUAAUAAAUUAAUAAUUAAUUUGAUCCAAAUUAAUUUCAAGCAAUUUUCAAUUCAGUUACUUUUAAUUAAGUCAUUCUUAGAAAAUAAGCAAGAAUUAAAUAGAAUAUACAAAUUUUUAGUGCUGCUUAAAUCACAAUCAUGCAAGGAUAUACUAAUAUGAACUUUAUAUAAGCUUAUAAUACAAUUCAACCACCUAUAAAUCUUUAAACAGAUACUUUCUUUUCCUCAAUAAUUAAUGUGAAAAAUGUAAUUGGGAAAUUAGAAAUAAUAAAUACAAAAAUAAUGAAUAUCUAGAAUCAUCCUAACCAUAAUCUUCUUUAUAUAUAAGGAAGCUAAGUUUAAAUAGAGUAUUCAAGUUUUACAAUACUUGCAGAUAAUCAGCAAAAAUUACAGUUUUUAAGUGGUGGUACUAGUACUAGUAGUAGUAUUCUAGGAGGUAUAGCAAUGAUAUAAUGUUCAGAUUUAAAAAUAUUAAGCAGUAGUUUUAGUGGUGGAUUGUCACUUUAAGGAGGAGGUUUAUACAUUUAAGCUAUUUCACUUGCUAAUAUAUAUAUUUAUUAAACAAAUUUCACGGAGAAUUGGAGUUUUUCUUUAAGCGAUCUUAAAAACUCUAAUGGAGGAGCUGUUUACAUUAAUUAAUAACAAUAAAAUUUAGGUGUAACCCUUAGAUUUAUUUAAUGUCUCUUUUCUAAUAAUUUUGCUUAUAGUUAGGGUGGAGCUAUGUAUGUGUCUUCAAAUAAAAAUAAAUUUUAUUUGAAUUUACUGCUAUCCAACUUUUUAAACAACUUUUCAAAAGAUGGAAGUAGUUUAUAUUCCUCUUAACAAAACCUUACAAAUAUAGUGUAGAUAUAGUAAACUUAAAAUAUAUAUUCCUAUAAGUAUAUCUCAGAUUUUAUCUAGAUUAUCCAAUAAUUUAUAGAACCAAUAAGCAGUUCUCCGAGUCUCUAUCACUUGUAAGGUUUUGAUCAGGUUUACUUAUUGUAAAAUACAUUUACUGUUGAAGCAAAAAGUAUAGAGCUAAAUACCAAAGAAAAUGAAAAUUUGUAUAUCUUUUAAAGUUUAAUUAUUUUCAAUCAGGUGAAUUAUCUUUAACUUGCUUAAAAUAAAAUAAGUAACUUUAAAGUAUAAAAUUACUUACUUAAAAUGACUAAUAUAGAAGAAAUAAGUUUGUCAUAAGAUUAAUUUUUUGAUAAUUAAUAAUUUAUUUAUAAUCCAAAUUAAUUUUUAGCAAAUUCAUUGAUAGUAAUUUAAGCAAAUUCGAUUAAACUGGAGUAAAUUAUUUACAUAAAUAAUACUUGUAGUAAAUGUGCAUAAGGAAAUUUGCAGGUAAUUUCUAAUCAUAUUUUAAUAGCUGAUAGCAUUUUUCAAUAGAAUAUUGCACUAAAUGGAGGAGCUCUUUCAAUUUCGUAAUAUGUUAAAGACGAAAUAAUGACAAAUAAACUAAGAUUUUUACAUUUUUAUUCAUAUUAUGAAGAAUAUUUAAUUAGAAGAUCAAAUUAAAAUUAAACAAUUUAUAAUUCAACAUUUUUAAAAAAUACUGCUUUGAAUAAUGGAGGAUCUAUUAUAGCAUCAAAUACUUUUUUAUACAUAAUAAAAAGCAAUUUUUAAGAAAAUAAUGCAAAUUAAUUUGGAGGAGCAAUAGUUUCUGAUCUAAAUGACAAAUUUGAUCAAUUCUAAAAAAUCCACUUAAUAAAAAAUACCAUUUAAAGUAAUAAAGCGAGAAUCGGAAGUAGCUUUUAUCAAAUAUAGAAUCUCCCACUACAGUACCAAUUAGAUAAUAAACUAUCUAAUAACGAAGCAUAACUUUACAAUGAUAAUCUAAUCUAAUUUGCAGUUCAAUUUUUAGGAAUUAAAGGUUAAUAAACUUACAGAAACUCUUUAUCAAUAGACAAGCACAUGAAUGGUAAAUUUAAGGAUGACAUUGUUCUGUAAUUAGUUAAUAAUGAAGAUUAGCCUAUAACAACUCUGAGUGAAGAAAUUAAAUUAAAUGUUUAAGUCUUGAAAGGAGAAGAUUAUUAUAUUGAUUAAUAUUAUAUAUCAUAAAAAAGUGGUGUAUUUGAACUAAAAGAUAAAAUAAAUGUUUUUGGAAGACUUGGGAAACAAAUAAUAUUAUAAAUAUCUUCUGAGUAUGCAAAGUCUCCUAUUUAUAAAUAUGAUGGUGAAUUAACUAAAAUGGAAACUAAUAUCUCAUUUGAGAUAGAAAUUAACAUGAUUAAAAAAUGUCCUGUAGGUACAACUUAUUUUAAUGAUACUUUAAAAAAGGAUCUAUGUAAUCCCUGCCCUUAAUUUAUGUAUAAUUUAAACGAUGGUGAUAAAUGUCAAAAAUGUCCAAAUGAUUUUUUAUGUGAAAAAACAAGCAUUUAUUUACCUAUGGGAUUUUGGAGAUCAAAAAAUAAUAGCUAUAAUUACAUCGAAUGUUUUGGAUAUUUUUAAUGUGUAGGAGACAUUCAUAGAAUAAGAAUAACAGAAUAGUAUUCAGAUGAAAAUCGUUAUUGUCAAGAAGGAAAUAUUGGAGCCCUAUGCAUGGAUUGUGAUUUAUAUGGAAAUUAUUGGAAUGAGAGGUAUUAUCAUGUAGCUCCUUUUACUUGUUUAAAAUGUGGAUAAUUCAAUACUAACUUAAUAAUUGACAUCAUGGUACUUCUGCUUAGCUUAGCUUUGUUUGCAAAAAUUGCAAAUUCUAUUUUUAAGCUGAUGGAUUAUUUAAAGAUAUAAAAAGUAUUUCAAGUUUUGAAAAUAUAUUUUAAAUAUGAUUAAAGAUUUUUUGUAAUUUCUAACAUUUUACUUAAUUACUUUACUCAACUAUCAUUGUGUGCGAAAAAUAUGAUUUACUUACCUACAUAUUUAAAGCAGAUUUUUCUAGGUUUUGGAAAUCCAUCAGAAAUCAUUCUAAAACUAUUUGAUUGUGUUUUGUCUUAUAAUAUUUAGUUUUAAGAUAAUUAAUAUAUUUACUUAUAUAUUAGAAUAAUCAUUCUGUUGAUAUUUAACUUAUUAAUUAGCUUGUGUAUACUUCUUUGCUUUAUAAUUUAAAAAAACAAAGACUUGUUAGCUCAUAUCUCUGUACUAAUAUAUUUCACCAUAAAUUUAUUAACUCAUACAAUAGAUUCAACUUUAAGAAUGAUAUUUUGCAUUUAAGUAGAUGGUUAAUUAUAUGCAAGCUAAUAUCCUAAUAUUAAAUGUGAUGAAAACCAUUUAUCUUUUGUUAAAAAAUUGCUAAUACCUUGUCUUUGCAUUUAACUGCUCUUUAUUUUUUUAGUUUUUCUCUACAUUUUUAGAGAAAAUCAAUCAUUUGCUAAUUCCAGAAAAAUUUCAAAUAUAUUUAACUAAUUCUAUAAAUACUAUUGGUGGUAUUUUUACUAAAUACUGAUAAGGUUGCUAAUUAUAGCUAUGGAUAAUUACUUCAUUUUUGAUGUAUAAUUAAAAGGCUCGAUAUUAUGCUCUUUGUAUUUAUCAUACACUCUAACCCAGCUUUACUUUUACCCUUACAAUAGACUCUAGUUUAAUUACUUUGAGAUUUUUAUUUCUAUUUUAAUAACUGUUAAUUUUGGAAUUAUUGAAAAUCUGAAUUAAUUUUCCUAUCAAGAAAGAAUUUUUAUUGUAUUUUUAGCUUUGAAUAUUACAUGUGUUAGCGGAUUCAUCUAUUGGGCAAUUAGAGAUGAAGUUAAAUUAAUAAUUUAAAAAAUUGUAAGUAUAACUAAACAGAAUAGUAUAAAUUCUUAAAAAAAGAAGUCUCCAAUUCUUUUGUGGAAGUUAAUAAGGUUAAGAAUAUCCAAUAAGUAGAUAUUUAUUAAUAAUAAUAUUAAUAAUAAUGAAAUAUUAUUUUAUAGGAACAUUUCUUCAUACAUUCCCAAAUAAAAUACUCUUAUUACACAUUAUUAAAAAAAUCAAUUAACUAUUAGUAAAAGUAAAUAUUGA